UACCUUUCUCGGCCUUUUGGCUAAGAUCAAGUGUAGUAUCUGUUCUUAUCAGUUUAAUAUCUGAUAUGUGGGCCAUCGGCUCACACGAUAUUAACUCUAUUUUUUAAGGGAGAAAGCCCAUUAAGGUAGCUUGCUACCUGGGCUUUCGCGAGUCGCCCAUGCGUUGCACUAUUGCACGGGCCUGCCUGGCUCAUCCCAUCAACCAAUAGUUAAAAAUGUCCUUGUUUUGUGAAUAUAUAAAAUCCGGAAAAAGUCUAAUGAAACGUUUGUUCUAAUUUCUUAAACCCUUAUAGCCUGAGGGAGUAUAGGCCUGAGAGUUUUGGUGAGAAAACUAAUCAUCGGUGUGUGAUAAUGUCCGAUAAUCUGAAGCAUCCUCUCGAUAUCACGGCUUCUCAGGAAUCACUCGAGAGAGACCCUAAGGUUGCGAGAAUCGAGGGGUUCAGUGACGACGACGACGACGGAGAGGAACAAGAAGGAUUGGUCGAGUCGGAGUCGGAGCUGUCCAUGAACCCAGGGAAUCCUAGAUUGCAGCGUUACUUGGUUGCCAUCGAGUAUAUCGGAACUCGUUUCUCCGGUUCACAACAGCAACCUACGUACCGCACCGUCGUCGGUGUAUUGCAGGAGGCUUUUCAUAAGUUCAUUGGUCAGCCUGUUAAGAUCCUCUGCUCAAGUCGAACGGAUGCGGGAGUGCAUGCACUAUCAAAUGUUUGCCAUGUAGAUGUGGAACGCAUCAGUAAAAGGAAGCCGGGUGAAGUGUUACCACCGCAUGAGCCUGAUGUGGUCCAGAAAGCUGUCAACCAUUUUUUACAGAAAAAAGAAGGUGAUGUUAUGGUGAUUGAUGUUCGCUGUGUCCCAAGAAACUAUCAUGCCAGAUAUAAAGCCCGGGAGCGCACAUACUUCUACCGCAUGCUAUCGGGGUCGGAUCCAUUAUCAAUUCUUGAAAAAGACCGUUGCUGGCAUGUUCCUGAGGAGCUAAAUCUUCGCUCUAUGCAGGAAGCAUGCAAAAUUCUUGUUGGAACUCACGAUUUUAGCUCCUUCAGGGCAUCUGGUUGCCAGGCAAAGUCACCUGUGAGAUCUUUAGAUGAACUAAAUGUUACUGAAGUACCAUCAACUCCAUACUUUCCAUCUAUCGCGGAUAGGGCGUGGAGUAAUCUAAACAAUGGAGAUCCUCUCGCAUGUUCCAGUCAACCCAAGACUGAGACUGUUAGUGUUGCUACUAAUGUUGGAGAAGCAGAGGGGUCUACAGAUGGUGAUUCUUUUGGUGCAAGGAGACGGCACCGCUGCUAUGUAGUUACAGCGCGUUCCCGCGGUUUUCUGUACCACCAGGUUCGACUGCUUGUAGGAGUACUAAAAUGCGUAGGCACUGGAGAAUUGACGGUUGCAGACGUUGAACGAAUCCUGGAGGAGAAGACAGUGGCUGCAACCAAACCCAUGGCUCCUGCUUCUGGUCUAUAUCUUGCCCGUGUCAAAUACGAGUUUCCAUGAAGACUUAAGUUCACUUCAUUUCCGCAACAAUGGGUGAGGAGUCACCAGAAUGGAUUCCGUUCAGAAGCUGAAUCUUAUAUACUACAGUUCCGGACGCCAUUCGAAUCUUUCUUAACCAUUAUUUCUUCUAAAUAACCAUUAUAAAUUCUAUAUAAGAUGUUCAAUUUUUCUUCUACUUUUUAACCAUAAUUUCCAAUAAUAAUUUUCUGUUUUA
Messenger RNA from Camelina sativa (false flax), 1699 nucleotides. RefSeq lists its product as uncharacterized. Gene Ontology annotation, biological process: tRNA pseudouridine synthesis. NCBI's taxonomy places the organism in Eukaryota, Viridiplantae, Streptophyta, Magnoliopsida, Brassicales, Brassicaceae. Gene Ontology annotation, molecular function: pseudouridine synthase activity; RNA binding. The record is from RefSeq and is a predicted model, not a curated record.